Messenger RNA from Prunus armeniaca (apricot), 1254 nucleotides. The record is from the annotation of a GenBank genome assembly. NCBI's taxonomy places the organism in Eukaryota, Viridiplantae, Streptophyta, Magnoliopsida, Rosales, Rosaceae.
AUGCGAUAUUUGAAGUUGGCCGAAGACCUUGAAGAUUUUGGUAAAUAUCCAUGGGGUGCUGUGUCUUAUGCGAAGACAAAUGCGUCACUGCUGAGGGCACUGUGUGCAGAUUACCAGCGAGUGAAAGGGCCGAAAAAAGCUUCGAAAACAAAAAAAUCUGAAAAGCAAGUAAAGACAACGGCAACCGGUAGACCAAGAGAGUACCACCUAAAGGGUUUUGCCUUUGCACUUCAGGGGAGAAACAUUCAAGGGAGGGGGUCAGGGGUAGAAGGGAAUUCAAGAAUAGAAAAUGGACAGAAGAUUUGGGCUUAUGAGGUAUUUCCAGCGUUGGCUGCACUACAUUUGGUGGUGCACGAACAUAAUGCCUACAUCCCUCGUAUACUACAUUGGAGGAGCAACACUUUGCCGCGUUUUUAUGAGCUCAUGAGCCAAGUCUUCGAAAACCGUGAGGUUGAUGUGCAACUUAUCCGGCCAUCUGUAAUUGACAAGCAGCAGGCGUAUUGGACUUGGGGUGACAGUGUUGACAACACUGAAGAACUUGUUGAGUUGGUUGGCGAUGACGCUGAACAAAAAACCAGCACGUCUGCCUCUGUAGAAGAAAAAGAUGAGGACAUUGAAGAAACUGCUAGCCUUCCGUCGUCUUCUAAGGCAAGCAUUACCUAUUUUCCAAUAUUCCAAUAUAUAUGUCAUAAUACAAUAGGAAAUGAACUGCUGGUAAAAUGUCAUUUACUCCAUGCUGAAAAGGCUGCCUAUUUAUUAAUCAACCUAGCUGAAUGGAAGACCAUGGAUCAUAACCUCACACCAAACCAAACGCUUUCAAUUACUGAAGGAGGGAAGAUUGAAACAGAAGGCAAGUCACCCAAUUCACUCACUGCAGACUUGGUCCAUGGCAUGCAGCAAUGUCGAGCCAAUACAAUGUUUUGGAAAAAUCUCCAUGCAGACAUAGUUUCAAAAAUUGUGGAGGGCCAAGCUAGAUGGGGUGUCAUAAAAAACCGCACAAUUCGCUCUCGUUAUCAUGCCCGCAUGCAUCUCCUACAUAUAAAGGCAAUGAAAGGAAAAAUUGAAAUUGCCCCUGCCACUGCAAUUAUGGUAUUCAAGGAAUCAGAAGAAAUGGCCAAGUUGAAGCAACAAGAAGUGGAAAGCGGAUUCGAACUAUUUCGUAAGUUUGCAAAAAUAGUGGAUCCGGCAGGAAACUGGGACAACAUGACUGUGGCCGGGGUCAUGAAUUUCAUGGGUCGUGGUCGCCGCACUUGA